Argentina anserina (silverweed cinquefoil) is the source of this 2457-nucleotide messenger RNA. Its product is annotated as mechanosensitive ion channel protein 8-like. Gene Ontology annotation, molecular function: mechanosensitive monoatomic ion channel activity. The record is from RefSeq and is a predicted model, not a curated record. The transcript is spliced from 5 exons. Lineage: Eukaryota; Viridiplantae; Streptophyta; Magnoliopsida; Rosales; Rosaceae. The coding region runs from base 48 to 2270 and encodes 740 amino acids. Gene Ontology annotation, biological process: monoatomic anion transport; transmembrane transport. Gene Ontology annotation, cellular component: plasma membrane.
CCCACUUUCAGUGAUACUACUCAACGAAGUAGAGCUUUGGUCUAAAAAUGGCACAGAGAGCAGAGCAAGUAGAGGUCGAGAUCCACGGUACCGGAGAAAGAAGCCCGGUUGGCACAGUUGGUGGGGAGUCACUCCGGCGGAGGAGCAAAGAUCAGGUACUGGAGGAUGCACCCAACUCGGGUGGAGCUCAAGUUCUGAGGCGUAGCUCAAACGCUUCGUUUUCUUGUAAAGGUUGGAAACCUCCAAUGAACAAGACCAGGUCGAGGCUCAUUGAUCCACCUGACGAUCGGCGGACCAAGUCAGAUAGGGUGGGACAUUCCGGAAGAGUGGUCGGCAAAGAUGACGAGGACGAUGGUUUUGACGUUGAGGAUAUUCCGGAAGAGUAUAAGAGGAUGAAGUUCAACACUUUGACGUUAGUUCAGUGGGUGAGUCUUGUUUGUGUUUUGGGUGCUUUAGUUUGUAAUCUUUGGAUUCCAAUGAUAAGGAGGCAAACGGUGUGGGAUCUUCCGAUUUGGAAAUGGGAGUUGUUGCUUUUGGCAUUGAUUUGUGGGCGUUUGGCUUCAGGUUGGUGUAUUCGUUUGGUUGUGUUCUUUGUGGAGAGAAAUUUUCUGUUGAGGAAGAGGGUUUUGUAUUUUGUUUAUGGGUUGAGAAAGGCUGUGCAGAAUUGUCUGUGGUUGGGUUUGGUUUUGGUGGUGUGGCAUCUUAUAUUUGAUAAGAAGGUUGAGAAGAAAACCAAGAGUAGGAUCUUACCUCAUGUGACUAGGACUCUUGUAUGUUUUCUGGUUGCUACCUUAAUUUGGCUUGUGAAAACAAUACUCGUCAAGGUUCUUGCUUUGAAUUUCCAUGUCAAUGCCUAUUUCGAACGAAUCCAGGAUGCAUUGUUCAACCAGCAUGUAAUUGAGACGCUUUCUGGUCCUCCUUUGUUCGAAAGGCAGCACAUACAAGAAGAAGAGGAAAAGGCUGCCGCGGAGAUUGAGGAGUUUCAGAAGGCUGGGGCUUGUAUACCUCGCGAGCUCAGGGCAACUCUUCUUCUAAGGAAUGGGAGAGUUUUGGGGAGUGGUGGACUGCAGUGUAGCCCCACAAUCGGCAGGAGUCCUAGAUAUUCCUCUAGGCCUACAACGCCUAAAUCUGUGAACCAAGAUGAUGAGAUCUCAGUUAACCAAUUGCAUCAGCUGAAUCAGAAGAAUGUUUCGGCUUGGAAUAUGAGGAGAAUGGUGAAUAUCAUCCGGCAUGGCUCCUUAACCACUCUAGAUGAAAACAUACUGGAUGUUGAGGACGACUCUACAGUGGAGAUCAGCACUGAAUGCCAGGCAAAAGAGGCAGCCAAGAACAUAUUCCUCAAAGUAGCCAAGCGGGGGUCAAAAUGCAUUUUUCUUGACGAUUUGAUGCGCUUUAUGGAUAAAGAUGAAGCCUUGAAGACAAUUCGUCUCUUCGGAGUAGCAAGUGAAGAUGAUGGCAUCAACAAGUCUUGUCUCAAAAACUGGGUGGUGAGUACAUUUCGAGAGAGAAGAGCUCUAAAAUUAUCUCUGAAUGAUACAAAAACAGCAGUGGAUGAACUCCACAACUUAUUAAGCAUUCUCGUGGGUGUGAUCAUUGUGAUAACCUGUCUCAUUAUACUUGGGCUUCCAAUCACCCACUUCCUUGUGUUCAUAAGCUCCCAGAUUCUUUUGGUCGUAUUUAUAUUUGGGAACACUUGCAAGACAGUUUUCGAAGCAAUCAUCUUUCUGUUUGUAAUGCACCCAUAUGAUGUGGGUGAUCGUUGUGAAGUGGAUGGAGUCCAGAUGGUAGUUGAUGAGAUGAAUCUAUUAACAACAGUGUUUCUGAAGUUUGAUAACCAGAAGAUUAUAUACCCCAACAGUGUUCUUGCUACCAAGCCAAUUGCUAACUUUUACCGCAGUCCUGACAUGGGAGAUGCUGUUGAUUUCUGUGUUCACAUAUCAACUCCAUUGGAUAAGUUGGCCAUGGUGAAAGAAAGAAUCAAAGGGUACGUUGAAACUAAGACUAACCAUUGGCACCCAGCACCAAUGGUGAUCUUAAGGGAUGUAGAGGAACUGAACAAACUGAAGAUAUCAGUGUGGCUUACACACAGAAUGAACCAUCAGGACAUGAUGGCGAGAUGGACUAGGAGAGCCCUUCUGAUCGAAGAAAUGGUCAAAGUGUUCAAAGAACUCGACAUUCAGUACCGCUUGCUGCCUAUCGAUGUCAAUGUCCGAAACAUGCCAAGUCCAUCCUCCAAACUCCCUCCAAAUUGGACUGCUUGUGCUCCCUAAUCAUAAUGCAGAUGCAAGUAGUUGCUGCUAGUGCCGCUCGAAUGUGUCUCUCUAAACACUACCUAGAAACAGCAUCGUUCUAAUGCAGCUAUCUUAGAUAAACAAAAUUGUACAUUUAAUCAGGCAUGACUGGAUUUACUAUGCACAUUCGAUCACCUAUGAAACAAGUUGAAUAAUCAUAUGUCAA